Labeo rohita (rohu) is the source of this 2246-nucleotide messenger RNA. RefSeq names its product E3 ubiquitin-protein ligase TRIM39-like. The transcript is spliced from 7 exons. The coding region runs from base 123 to 1775 and encodes 550 amino acids. The record is from RefSeq and is a predicted model, not a curated record. Gene Ontology annotation, molecular function: protein binding; zinc ion binding. Lineage: Eukaryota; Metazoa; Chordata; Actinopteri; Cypriniformes; Cyprinidae.
AUUUGAUUGGUAGUAAAUUAAUUUUCUGUCUUUUUGUCACACAGCAUAAAGAAACAGGAAGUAAAUGACCUGCAGACACAUUGCAGCUGAAAAUCACAUUUACAUGGAACAAGAUUAAAAUCAUGUCAUCCUCCAGUGGUCCACUGAUUGAGGAGCUUCAGUGCACUAUAUGUCUGGACGUGUUCACUGAUCCAGUCAGCACUCCAUGUAGACACAACUUCUGCAAGACCUGUCUGAAUAAACACUGGGACAACAGCCAGACCUGCAACUGUCCAUAUUGUAAAGAAACAUUCAACCAAAGACCUGAUCUCAAGAUUAAUACCACACUCCAAGAGUUUGUAGAUCACUAUAAAAAGAAAAGUCCUGAGAAAAAAACUGAAGUUCUCUGUGACUAUUGUGAAGAAACACAGCUGAAAGCCCUGAAGUUGUGUCUGGUGUGUCAGAGCUCUUACUGUGAAACUCACCUGCAGCCUCAUUUGAGAGUGGCAAGUUUAAAGAAACACAAACUGAUGGAUCCUGUGAGUAAUCUGGAGGACUAUAUAUAUCAGAAACAUGAGAGACCUCUGGAGCUGUUCUGUAGAGAUGAUCAGACAUGUGUGUGUCUGAUGUGCACUGCAACAGACCACAAGAACCACAACACUGUUCCUGUAGAGGAAGAGAGUGAAGAGAAGAAGACUCAACUGCUGAAAGACGUGCAGCAGAUGAUCCAGGACAGAAUCAAGAAGAUUCAAGACAUCAAACACUCAGCAGAAGUCAGAAAAAUAAACACAGAGAAGGAGAAAGCAGCCCAUGUUGAGCUCUUCACUGAUCUCAUCCGCUCCACUGAGAGAUGUCAGACUGAACUGCUGGAGAUGAUGGUGGAGCAGCAGAAAGCAGCAGAGAAACAGGAGCAGAAGUUAACUGAAGAGCUGGAGCAUGAGAUCAUUGAGCUAAAGAUGAGUAACACUGAGCUGGAGCAGCUCUCACACACUGAAGAUCACCUCCACCUCCUACAGAUUUAUUCAUUGCUGUGCAGCCCUACAAACACCAGGAGCUGGCCUGAGAUCAGAAUGAAAACUGAUGAGAGUCUGGAGAAUCUGAGGAAAGCUCUGACUCAACUGCAGGAAACUCUAGAUGAGAAACUCAUGCAAACUGUUUCUACAGAGCUGAAGUGGAUGCAGCAGUAUGCAGUGGAUGUGACUCUGGAUCCAGAUACAGCUAAUCCAUAUCUCAUCCUGUCUGAUGACAGAAAACAAGUGAGACAUGGAGAGAUUAAACAGAAACUCCCUGAAAACCCAAAGAGAUUUGAUAGAGAUGUCUGUGUCCUGGGAAAGGAGGGAUUCUCUUCAGGGAGUUUUUAUUUUAAGGUGCAGGUGAAGGGAAAGACUGAAUGGGAUUUAGGAGUGGCCAGAGAAUCCAUUAACAGGAAGGGAAAGAUCCCACUGUGUCCCAGUUAUGGAUACUGGACUGUGUGGUUGAGGAAUGGGAAUGAAUAUGCAGCUCUCUGUGAUACCCCUGUCUCUCUGUCUCUGAGAGUGAAGCCGCAGCGGGUCGGUGUGUUUGUGGAUUAUGAGGAGGGUCUGGUCUCCUUUUAUGAUGUGGAGUCCUGCUCUCAUAUCUACUCUUACACUGGUCAGUCGUUCACUGACAAACUCUAUCCAUAUUUUAGCCCAUGCAACAAUGAUGGAGGUGAAAACUCAAGCCCACUGAUCAUCACACCUGUCAUACAUGAAUUUACACGCUUAACUGCAGUAGAAACACUAGAUAAAAAUAAGGAUUAUGAUGAUUAUGAUUAAAAAUCAGAAACCUUUAAUAAUGUGUGUGCUGCUUCUCAGGUGAUAAAAUAUUUUUUUCAUGCCUUAUUUAACAGUAAAAAUGUCAUUCUUAUUUUAAAAUGCUAUUUUUUUCAACACUUAUGGUUUUUUCAACACCAUUUUCCCAUCUUUUCCUGUCAAAGUGAAAUUGCCUAUAAAAUGUUUAUGUAAAAAUUAUAUUAAAAACCAAACUAUUAAAUCUUCGAUAAACGGUUUUAUAAAGGUUAUUUCAGUCAUCUGUUACAAAAUGUUCUGUGAUAUUACUGAGACAUCAGUAAAUGAAAAUAGUAGUUACUGUGAGAGAAUGGCGUCCUCUACUGGAGACUUUUGGAAAUUACUGUAUAUGUAAUCCAAGACUAAAAUAUAGAGGACUCAAGUGAUUUGUACAUUUAUAACGUGAUUAUUAAUGUAUGUUUUUAGUAAUGUUUCUACAUAUUUCAGCGUAGUUACAUU